AUGCAUCCGAAUUUUACCAUAAUAUCUGGCGGACAAACUGGACCUGAUACUGCUGCCCUCAGAAUCGCAGUAUCUCACCGGGUACCAUACGAUGGCUUCGUCCCUCACGGGUUUAUCAACGAAAGAGGUCGUAUCUCUGAAGAAUUCAUAUCGUCACCUUACGGUAGCCUGCGGGAAACUCGGUCCUCAGGGUCAGCAGAGCGGACGAAGCUAAAUACCGAGGAAGCCGAUGGGAUAUUAACUUUAUCCUUUUGUAAGGAAGAGGAUAUGGCAAAUGUUUCUGCGGGCACUGAGAUUGGCGUUGAAGUUGGGAAGGAUCAGAAGAAGGAUAUGUACUUUGUGAACUUAAGGAAGUUUAGGGAGGAAGGGGGAGGGGAAAGAGAAGUCGAUGCUGUUAUUAGGUGGCUCGAUGAGACGAAUGUUGAGAGGUGCGCGAUAGGGGGCCCGAGGGAAAGUGAAGAGCCCGGUUUAGAAAAGGAAAGUGAAGAGUUUUUGAAUAGAAUAUUGGAGAAAGUUAAGGCGAGGGGGUGGAGGAGUAUUAGAUUUGGGGGUGGGCCACCGGUAGAAAGGGUCGGGCCGUUCUUGAAGGAUAAUAGAUGGACAUCAUGA
This is a messenger RNA of Orbilia oligospora ATCC 24927, 609 nucleotides long. RefSeq lists its product as uncharacterized. The coding region runs from base 1 to 609 and encodes 202 amino acids. The transcript has a single exon. The record is from RefSeq and is a predicted model, not a curated record. Lineage: Eukaryota; Fungi; Ascomycota; Orbiliomycetes; Orbiliales; Orbiliaceae.